AUACAGCAGAUUGCGGUAAUCGUGCGUCGGGACGCUAUGGCACAAACCCGAUGCCGAAUGCAUUUAUGUACGAUAGGAGGUACCGUGUGCCAAUGCUAAGUAUAUCCCGAAAGCGUCUACGCGGCCGACGACGCGGUCCCGGUCAGUCUCUCGCGACCAGACGUUGCCGUCGGAAUAUCAGAAUACGCGUGAUAGCCCACACCCGUGAAAAUGUAGAUGUAGUUUCCCGUGUCAAUGACAUUUACUCGACCUCGUCUGUUCUCCGAAAUGAGCGAAAACUUUCCAGAACCCAGUACCAGUGCAAAAGAACCGUCAAAAAGAAAACAUGAAAAAGCCAAGUUACCCACCCCGCCUCCGGAUCCUACGGGAAAUAACGAUCCUGAAAAUAUUGCAGAGUAUAUUGAUUCCCUUAAACGAUCGACGGCUACGUAUGCUUCACUGGUGGCCACCGAACAGGCAUUUGAUCAUUAUUUAAACUUGUUUCAACUAAUAGGGCAAAUGCUGAACAUCAAAGAACAAAACGCAAAGCUACACAGGCGAAUCCGCGACCUAGAGCAGAUGAACAACCUAACCAAAUUGCAUAAGCAGUUGGAACAUGGAAUACACAAGGACUGUCCAGAGCUGGACAAGGACACAGCGUUCGCCGAAUCCAUACUGGAGGAUAUUCUUUUGGAAAUCAGGAAGGAACAGGAGCAAAACAAACACCAACGCUCACGACCUUCGCUUCUAUCCAGGCAGCGUAACCGCAGCGGAUCUGCGACCGACAAGUCCAUGAUGAACUUGGACCCGGAAAGGCAAUCCAAAGUGUCCAAGUGGACGAAGGUUAAGGCGGCGUUCAAAUGGGAAAAAGCUUCCACCAACAUUGAAGAAUCCAAGCCCCAAGAAGGUGACCUGACACCUGUUAACAAGGAGUUGGCGUGCUAUUUAAGAGUACCUUCCACCAGCGGUGAGGAUACCGGGCAUAGCCCCGUGGAUUCUGUCCUUGCAGAAAUGUCUACUCCUGGGUCGUUAUCAACUGCAUCUUCGAAUGAAGAUUUUAAUAAAAUGGGCCAUUCAGAAAGUUUCAAAAGUUCCGAAGAUGAACAUUCACAAAAUUACAUUCCACAAUCAAAAGAUUAUCCUAGUCAUAGCAAAACUCAUUCGAAGUUUCAUCGAACGCCAUGGGCCAAAAUGAAAGAUAUAAUCCAAACGAGAAACAGUUUUAAGAAAAAACACAGACUGAGCGCACAAAGUGACGACAUUCAAAUCGACGUCGAAUUGUGCAGCGAUACCGAAGACGUUUUUAUUGACGAUUCGAAUUCAAAAUCUUUGCAAUCGACGACACCCUCCCCCCGUAUGAAUGUUUACCGAAGAUGCAACUCAAGCGAAAUACCUAGCGAAAUAAUUGCCCGAUAUCACCAGGUCCUUGCUGAUGAAGAAAUGACUAAUGGAACCGAUGACGGAAAAAUAUCCAAAUGGAUCAGAGUCAAAAAAGCAUUUUUAUCUCCAGAAAUACGAAACCGAGUACGGACUAUUUCAGAAAAAGAAUUUCUGGAAGCAGCCGAAAAAGAAAUCCAAAAGAAUUACAAAGCGUUACAAAAUAAGAUAAGCAAAGAAUUUUAUGAAAAACGUAAUGGUUGGGAACGCAUGAAACAAUGUUCUCCUAGUACUUCGACCGCAAUGUCAUCCAGCACUUUGGAAGACUAUAACGAUCCAGUUUUUGUCAAGAAAAUGGAAGAAUGGAAAACAAUCAAAUCAAACUUGCAUAAAGGCGCCCAAAAACCCCAAACUCAAAUGGCCAGAGAAACCGAUUUGCCCCCAGAGUUCAAGAAAAAAUUGCAGGAAUGGGAAAGAAUAAAGAAACUUUCCGGCAAAGAAUCUUCCGGUCAAAAGAAAAAAAUUGGCGAGGUUCCUCGAUGGAAAUCGUUGAGCGGACCUCGUAGCGAAACCACUUUUGAACUGCCUCCCCUUUCGGAUGAUUUCAAAAAGAAAUUGGAAGAGUGGAGACACAUAAAAGCCACUGGAGGCAUGCUGUCUUCCGAAGCUUUUAAUAAAAAGCUUAAGGACAAGACACCAAGCCCAAAAUUAAGCAGGAAAAAUUCGUCACACAAACAUAGAAGAAAGUCGAAAGAUCCAUCAAAUGAAAUCCAUUACUUUGAAAAGGAGUGUUGCAAAACAGAAAAAGAUAAAUAUCAGAGGAUUCCUAAAUCCAGGAAAAUUAGCCCCAACAAGAAAGAAGUCCUUGUCCACACCCCUUCAGGCUUUUACAGAUUUGAAGGUAUCUCCAGAAAGUUUACCCAGAAACUUUACGAAUGGGAAAAGGCGCAAGGAAUCGGUCCGGAAUCAUCCACAGUUGCAUUAUUAACAUCCUUAAAUAAUAAUAAGAUUUAUGGAAAACGAAGUACCUCAAAUUCUCCAUCUUUGGUUCGAUCAAAAUCAGUGGAUAGCAUUGCUAAAUGUGCGAACAUUCUGACUUGCCCAACAAUAACCCAACAACCAUCCAGCUUAUCCCUAAACGAUGUUAAUGAAUUCGACCAAAAGUCUCUAGUAGAGUCAAAAUACUCCUCUAUGAACUAUUUAAACUAUCCUGAUGAUGACGCAGACGAACCAGAAGCAUUGAUAGUAGAAGUGGAAGAUUACGUGGAGGAAACAGCAUCUCCAUUGAAAACGUUUAUAAAAGAACAGAAACCAGUUUAUCAGAGAGAAAAAAUGAAAGCCAUGUGUGAAGGUGAGACUAUUGCUGCUCCUAAAGUAAGAAGAAGUGAAUCUAAAAGGGCCCAAGCUAAUUAUAAUAUUAUGGAAGAAAUAUUUAUUAUUUUGAGAAAUCUCCUGGAGCACGAAAAUGAAUUAAUGGCUACAAAGGAGGAUUACAACUAUUUAGAACAUAAUUUGAACUGUUUCAAAAUUAAAGAUAUAGUCGAUAAGGAACGAUUAUUAUCACGAAGGAUGAUUGAAAGAAUAAUUCGUCUUCAAGAAGCCAACGUAAUGGUUAUUUCUUCCAUUAAUAAAGAUGAGCCCACCUUAAGUACCAGUAAACUAUAUGAUGUUUUAGAAGCUGUCCAAGAUCUGUCGUCGGAAAUAUUACAAAUAACUGAACACUUUGAUAGAGAUGUAAAUGAAAGGACACAAAGUGGCAACUAUAAAAUGUUCUACAUAAAUUCCUUAGCAGAUAGUCUUUUGGAAAUACGAAAUAAAAUGAUCGAAUUAAGAAGACAUAUUAGUUACGUUUGUGCAGCAACAGAUUUAACAACGCCGAAUAAAAAAACUUCUGAUAUGAGUAAAACCAAAAUAUACAAAACCCUAUCAAGUGAAUCGAAAAGUUCAAGAUGUGAAACAAGCGAAAAUUCAAGAGAUAACAGCUUUAAAAAAUUUAAGGAAAAUAGAUUUCAAAAGUCGGAAACAUGUAAUAUCCAGAGUCUGGGUGCAGUGAAAAAAAGAAUAAAGUACAGACAAAAAAGCCUACAAAAUAAAAGCUUCCCGGAUACAGAUGAAGAAGAUGAUUCGAUGGAUGGAGAAAGAAAAAAUAAACCAAAGAAAAUCUGCAGGACCAAAUCAACGCCAGAAAUAAUGGGAAAAAACCAGGACUACGAUGGUUUUAUAAUGCCUGACAGAAAUUACUUUGAUGCCCCUGCGACAACUAGCUUUACGCAAUCUACAAAUAACAAUAACGUUUCAGCGGAAUCUCCUGUGACGGUUUUCGUAAAAACCACCAGAAAAUUAUUUACCCCCAUUGGAGUAACUAGUUUGUCUCUUCCCAGCCCAGAAGUUAAAACUGAUGAAAUCAAAGACGUAAGCAUGACUAAACCCCAAGGAGAUACCAUCACGCAUCUUCCACCACUGCCUUCAUCUCCAGGACCUCAAAGGAAACUUCUCAAGGACGUUUCUCCUAACAUCAGAUUAAUGCUUGCCAAAUACAAUCAAAAGUUAAGUGAGCACGAAGUGAUCAGCAACAAUUCGGGUGGGAGCAGCGGAUCAGCUUCGCCGAUUGCCUGGAGAUCUCCAACAGCGGAAAGAAGAGUUAAAUCCCAAACGGAAAAGUAUCAGGAAGGGUUGUGCAAACUGUCUCCAUUGUUGGGGGGAAGACGGGAAGUUCAGAAAUCUGCGAGUGUUGGUUUUAUAGGCAACAAACAAGUCACCAUGCAUUUAAGAAGGGACUCGGAAGAGAAGAACCUGCUUCAGCGAAGUACUUCAAGUAUAACAUCCAGCUUGGUGUCAGAAAAAUCACCCGAAAAACCUUCAACUAAAAUGAGGAAAAAUUUAACAUUAAACCUUAACAUUGAUCGUGAAGACAACAUUAGUCGACAUUCUCCUGAAAUACGAUUAAAGAAAUUACAAAAAGCCAAAGAGGAGUUUCUCAAAACAACUCCAAAUUCAGCUCCUACACAGAUUUCAAACGAGGAGUUUCUGAAAUAUCCGAUCAGAAAUCGUUUAAGUCAAAUUAGCGUUGACAGUGAAUCCAGCUACGAUUCGACGUAUCCAGGGGCUCUAAUAAAAUCCGUUAGUGCGGGCAUGAUAAACAUCGAUCCGGACGCGUAUAAACAAUUCGAUCCCGAAUACCAUGCAUCCGGCUACGUUUCUUUGCCCAGGUCAGGUAAAAAAACAAAAGAAGGUAUUCUGGGAGGAAAGUUUGCCUUCUCGAACAUCGCCUCCAAAUUUCGCAAAGUUAGGAUGCGCAAAGGCAAAGAUAAAAUGAACGCUGUUUCCACUUUGUGCAGACAAAGUUUAGUGGUAGACAUUAGUCCUUCUGAUGAAGUAAGUCGUCUUGUGCCCAGUACGGAAGCUUCUUCCACGGAUGUGUCCCCUUCCUCUUCAAGAUCAGGCAGUUGGAUUAAGAAACCAAAAUUAUUUAGGAGAUAACCAUUACUAACUUAAACGUUGUACAAUUAUUAAUUUUAUAUUGUUUUUAUUUUAAUGUAUAUUCCUUCCUGUUCAAAAGAUUUUUUUAAGAAGGAAUUGAAGUGGAUGCCAGUUAAAACAAGAAUAUAAAAAGUAUAUUAAGUUGUGAUCAUAGCUAAAUUUAAUUUUAAUAUAUUUGUUUAAGAUUUAAAGAGUUCAGUUGAAAAGAGUUUAGAGUAACAAUCGAUACUAGGCUUGUGGUCUAAAAAUAAAUCCCUUGAAUAGAAAAUAAUUAAAAUACUGUUUAUUAGUUUUCCAAUUUAUUAAUAUAUACCUACAGUGUGUCCCAGGUUUUAGUAGCAGGACUUUACUAGCG
Brassicogethes aeneus is the source of this 5191-nucleotide messenger RNA. Lineage: Eukaryota; Metazoa; Arthropoda; Insecta; Coleoptera; Nitidulidae. The record is from the annotation of a GenBank genome assembly.